Penicillium paradoxum is the source of this 3333-nucleotide messenger RNA. RefSeq names its product sporulation-specific 71 family protein. Gene Ontology annotation, biological process: ascospore-type prospore membrane formation; protein localization to prospore membrane. The coding region runs from base 1 to 3333 and encodes 1110 amino acids. Lineage: Eukaryota; Fungi; Ascomycota; Eurotiomycetes; Eurotiales; Aspergillaceae. The transcript has 3 exons. Gene Ontology annotation, cellular component: prospore membrane. The record is from RefSeq and is a predicted model, not a curated record.
AUGAGCACUCCACCGGACCAGGCCAACGGGUCGCCACGGCCAGAAAGAGACCCACGCUCGUCGUACCAUGAACAUUAUCAUGGCUUGCCGACUGACUCAUAUACGGACCAGCAGCUGCGGCAUGCUUCUGCCAGCCAUUUGUAUAUGACGAAUCGGCGGUUCUUCGUUGGACCGAUUCCAGAAGGUUGGCUGCAAGGUCACCGCAAAUCCUGGUAUAAAACUCGAUUGCGACUCCGAAACUAUACUUCUCAUUCUGUCUCGUUCUCUGCGAACCCUGUUGCGACCCAUUAUAGCGAGCAUAACGAUCAGCCCUAUGCCCCGUUACCAGACCUGGACGAGGAAGUCGCCCUGACGCAGACGAACACAAGUAUCGCGGAGGCUGAGGAGCAUUACAAUGAGGUUGAAACAGAAUUACAAGAAGCGGCCGCAGCAGAACCUGUGAGCGAACUCCGGACCCUAACACACCCCGAAGCCGAGGCCAGCGGCGACGAUUCUUUAUUAGUAGAGGCUACAGAGGCUGGCGAGGAUAACGGGAAUGAUAGAGGAAAUGACAACAGAGAGGAAAGCUCAGAAGACACAGACAGCACCCCCAGAGCUAGGACAUGGAAUCGAGACGACAUGUAUGACAACGAUAUCGCUUCGUCUUCAUUUGUCACAGCCAGAGAAGAGGCCGCCAGCUCUGCAGACACGGGACUGUCAAUGCUCACUGUGCAAGCCAACAGAUCGGAGCCGCCCGAUAUACGCCCAAAGUCGCCGGCCUCUCAUAACUCGAAUUUGACCGGUCGUGCUUCUCCCAACCCACUUACUCCUAAUCCACCCGCCCCAAGCGAGACAGACUCGACAACACAAUUGCUUCGAACCAAUUACAAAGACAAGGGGAAGCAGAAAAGCAAGUCAUCUGGCGUAUCUCGAGCAACGCUCCAAUACCACGACCCCCAAGAUGAGGAUGAUACACAAGACGAAACAAGCGGAGAUGCGCAACCACAACACAGAAUCACUAGGAAGAUGGCAAAAUUUAACCUAGAUGACAACAUCAGACAUAAGCAGCAAAAGGUGCGUUCCCGCAUUGCAAAGACCCAAGAUACUAUCUCUGCCAAUCGACCGCACCGACGAAAAGUGCAAGACGGAGAGAUCGUCAAAGCGGAAAAAAUGCUAGUCUGCAUGGAGGAGUCUGUGCAAGACACACUUCCUCCCGACUACUCCGAGAAUGACAGUUUGCGUAUGGAGACACGUACUGUGGACAAAUGGAGGGAAUUCCUUGUUGUAUGCCGCAAAAGCUCUGCGGAACAUACACCAUUUUCUAUCCAGAUGUACCGUACCCGUGUGAUUCCUGAUGUGCAACGACCGAAUAGCAAAACGCCACCUUAUUACGAAGUACAGCUCAACCACAAGACUACCCAUGUUAAUCUAUAUUCUCCCCUCGACAAGACCAUCGUUAUUUGGUAUCCCUGCAGGCACGGGACCAAGAUCUUCAUCCUCCGCCCUAAGUCUGGAGCUCACUCUACCGAAUGGUACACUUUCAUUCGCCAGGUGCUUGGAUGGAGGCGUCCCACCUCACUUCCUAUCAAUGUUCCUGAUUUGGGAGUCUCCCUUGUUUUUAAAAAUCCUUUUAAGCAGCCUCCGACAGGCCCAAAAGCAUAUAGUUCCGAUAAUGAGCAAGCAGCAGCAGAUUUGGACCGACCGGCAGAUGAUAGAUAUGCUGCUGCAACCAUCAUCCGAGGAUGCAUGAAUAUGCUCGAAAGCCGCGUUGAGUGGGCUGAGGUCUUGAAGGCUUGGUCCAAAACCGAAAAGAUGGGGCUUGCUUGGAAGCGAUACGACCGACUUGAAUGGGUGUUUGGUGUCAACGAAGAGAAGAUGUAUGGGACGAUUGCGAUGCAAUCAUCCCACGACCUUGAGUUACGACCAAGGCAUCACUACUCUACUGAAAUUAAACAGCGAGGCAUAAAGCAAGAGGAGCCUCCACCGAUUGAAGGAUUUUUAGUCCGUCUCACAUCUCAAAGGGGUACACACCAGCGGAUGAACAAAAUGUUCUUCAAACGGCUGUAUUUCUUUACUCAAGACCACUACUUGUUUUUCUGUCGACCAGCAAAGGCAUUACCCCCAGCACCACCAAAGUGUCCUCCCGCAGAGGACGGCAGCGUGCCAACAGCCCGUGAACUCUUGGAUCAGAUGCCGCUUUUCUGGGAUAUCAAUCCUUACCCCCUUGAAAAUGGCGAGAUUACUUGGCUCUCUAGCGGCAAUAAGGAAUUUGUCAAACGCCACGAUCAAGAGGCCUAUGCGCACGUACAGAGGAAUGUACACAACAUCAGCCAGUCAGAUGGAUAUAUCGAUAUGUGCCGGGUGCAAGAAGUCCGCAAUAUCCAUCGUGGCAGCUCCCCUGCCGACCCUAAUCUAGGGGAGGGACCUGCGGUGGACUUCAAUCGUGAACCCCAAGACUCACGGCAAGAUGAUGGCGCAACACAAGAGUUCGAUGAUGGCAGGACGUUUGAAAUGCUUUUGGAUAAUGGUCUGGUCAUCCGGCUUCAGGCAUAUGAUACCAUCACGCGAGAUGAGUGGGUGAAACGACUCGAUGUCUUGGUGAAGUACUGGCACACGCGUUGCACAGAUGAUGCAAGAGAGCUUCAGACAGUACAGCGACGCAAUCUCAAGCUGUUGGACAUUGAUGAAGCCAUGGAAUCUGUUGUCGGGCAGUUUGCAAAGAAGUGGGAAGUACAGAAGGCUGAGGCAUCUCCACACUUGCACAACAUGUGUUUCCUGUCCGGUUGUCGGACUAUCAAGAUGUCCGGCCAGCUGUAUCGCAAACCCCGUCGCCGCGCCUUAUUCAACAAAUGCCACGUCGUGCUCACAACAGGCAAGCUGUUAAUUUUCCGAAGCACUCUCCGCAGACGAAACGGCACCGAGAUACCACAUAUCCAUCAAGAACAUGAAACGACGAUCGAUCUGGAAGAUUGCUAUAUUUACUCUGGUUUGAUCACCGAGAACGAUUUGCUCUACGCCAACCAGACAUUUGACAGCAACAACCCCGGUCUUCAUGCCCUGCCACGGGUAUAUCUCCACUCAAACACCUUCACAAGUCGCGACGAAGAUACCGCUAUCACCUUCGUGAUCUGGCAACCGUUGAGUAAGAGCUACUUCCGCGCCCAGGAAAUUGGGGAGGAAGGCAAAGCAAAACGGUCCUUACGCCAUGUGUCCACACUGGGCAAACAUGGUCGCACGAUUGUGUUCAAAGCCCGCAGUCGUGUGGAAAAGGACCGGUGGGUGAUGAGCAUCUCCUCGGAAAUCGACCGUCUUCAGGAAGAGAAACAAGAAGAUAUACGGCUUGUUUCUCUGUAA